UUAUUUUAAAAAAUAAAUAAAUAAAUAAAUCUUCAUCUCAUGCACAGGAAGAAGAUAACUAUUCCCUUUCGAGCAUUUAAUUAUUUUCUUUUUCAGAAUCUGAAUCUUCAUGGAUGAAGUUCAACUUCAAGAGCUGCAAUCAGAAACCACAGGAGUUGGUAAUGGAGAGCCAGAAUCAUGUAAUGAGCCUUCAUCUAGCAAUAACAAACAGAAGUUUCCUAAUCUCAUUCAUCUUAAGUGGUGGCUAAGAGUGAGUUGCUAUACAAUCUUUCUCCUCUCAGGCCAAUCUGCUGCAACUCUUUUGGGAAGAUUAUACUAUGACAAAGGUGGCAACAGCAAAUGGAUGGCGACAUUUGUUCAAUCUGCUGGCUUCCCACUGCUACUUCCACUCUUCUUCUUCUUCUUCUUCUUCUCAUCCAACAAAUCAACCACCAUUUCUGUUGCUUCUUUCUCAGAAACCAAACCAAAACUAUCCACCCUUUUGCUUCUAUAUCUCAGUUUUGGCAUACUUCUAACAGGUGACAAUCUGAUGUACUCAUAUGGACUCCUGUAUCUUCCUGUCUCCACUUAUUCUCUUCUCUGUGCAACCCAGUUGGCUUUCAAUGCUUUGUUCUCCUUCUUCUUUAAUUCACAGAAGUUCACCCCUUUGAUAUUCAAUUCCCUUUUCCUUCUCACCAUUUCAGCUUCUCUUCUAGCAGUUAAUGCAGAUUCUGAGAACUCUUCAAGGAUUUCCAAAGGCAAGUAUGCAAUUGGAUUUCUAUGCACACUUGGUGCUUCUGCAACAUACUCUUUGUAUCUUUCCUUAGUGCAGCUAUCUUUUGAGAAGAUUAUAAAGAGUGAGACCUUCUCUUCUGUCCUGGAAAUGCAAAUAUAUCCAUCAAUGGUUGCAACAUGUGGGUGCGUUGUGGGGAUUUUCGCAAGUGGAGAAUGGAGAAGUUUGGAAAAAGAAAUGAAAGAAUAUGAAGAGGGAGAAGUUUCCUAUUUGAUGACUCUAAUUUGGACUGCUAUUACUUGGCAAAUUUCAUCUGUGGGAAUGUUGGGUUUGAUUUUUGAAGUAUCUUCUUUAUUCUCCAAUGUCAUUAGCACUUUGGCUUUGCCUGUUGUUCCUAUUCUGGCUGUUAUAUUUUUCCAUGACAAGAUGGAUGGUGUGAAGAUUAUAGCUAUGUUAAUGGCACUCUGGGGCUUCCUCUCCUAUAUCUAUCAGCAUUACUUAGAUGACAUUAAAUCUAAGGCAAAAGCCAAUGUGAAUAUUGCUGAUUCUCAAUUACAACUUUGUUGAUACUUUGGACAUGAACAACCAGCCUGGGAAAUUUGGUUGGUUUUUGGAACAGAAAGACAAAGUUCAUUAAUACCAAUUUGCAGAUUUUUACCAUUUGUUUCUCAAAA
Messenger RNA from Manihot esculenta (cassava), 1386 nucleotides. Its product is annotated as probable purine permease 11. The transcript has 2 exons. Lineage: Eukaryota; Viridiplantae; Streptophyta; Magnoliopsida; Malpighiales; Euphorbiaceae. Gene Ontology annotation, molecular function: purine nucleoside transmembrane transporter activity. Gene Ontology annotation, cellular component: membrane. The coding region runs from base 110 to 1279 and encodes 389 amino acids. The record is from RefSeq and is a predicted model, not a curated record.